Molecule: messenger RNA, 2283 nt
Organism: Rotaria socialis
Lineage: Eukaryota; Metazoa; Rotifera; Eurotatoria; Philodinida; Philodinidae
Source: the annotation of a GenBank genome assembly
AUGAGUAGUAUGCUAAGUGAUCAACACAUAUUGUUUCCUAAUCGUGGCGAAAAAUCAUACAAAUUAAAUGAGUUUCUGGCGAUUGUCAAUGAUAACUGUGAUAAGCAAUAUGAAUUACCAAUUAUAGUUAAUAUAACAUCAUUAAAUAGCUAUGGAAAAUCGAUAAAACAUCUCUUGCUGAAAACGAAUGCAUUUUUACUAUUCAGUAUCUCUCAAAUUGACUCAAUUUUAGCUGAAUAUCACCAUGCACCGGAUGGAAAUCAGUAUAUUCACCGAAAUAGAUUAGCAUUUAUGCAAAAGAGAACUACUUCAAAAAGAACAGUGAAAUUUCAAAGAAUGAAAAAAUUGUCUAAGUCACUUGUUUCAUUAACUUCUGAUGGUCAGGCGCCUAUUCCUGUUGGUGAUGAUGGUCUACCUGAUGAUAAAAAGAAUAUUCCAUAUAAUGAACGAACUAUUAUUAACAAUUUAAAUCAAAAACGUCCUUCAGCAACUCCCCAUUGUCGUGUACCUAUGGAAUUUCCACGCUUUUUUGAACUGCUUAAUGAAAACGAUAAACCAAUUCAGCCGUGUCAUAUAUUGAGUGAAUUGCUUAUUAUUGAGAAAAAUAUUGAUGAUAACGAAAAGCAUGUUGAGAAAUGGCCAAAUGCUUUUCUACUUCGUAGUUCAUGUAAAGCCUAUACAGAAAAACAGCCAUCGGAAGUUUUAAAUUCAACAAACACGACUCGACGUUCACAUACAACUACUAAUUCUGGUUCUAGCUACAAUACAAGACAAGAUAAAGAAUCAUCGAAGAGUCUCAUUGAAUUAAAUGAUGAUACGGAGAAUCUUCAAUCUGGACAAAUUUUAACUAUUUUAAAUGAUUGUUAUGCUUUUCGUAUGCGAUUAUCGGAUAAAGAAUACAAAGAACAACAGUCACCCCCAUCGCCAUCGCCAUCACCAUCUCUUUCCUCUUCACUGUAUUAUCCAGUAAAUUGGAUGCGAGAAAAAACGAAAUUAUUGUUAUCAAAGAAACGCAAAAGUACAGCUAGUAGCGAUGCUAUACCAAGUGAAAAUAGUUCUAGUACAGCAAUUCCUAAAAAAGCAGAGCCCUAUUUAAAAUGUCGAACACAACAAGGUAAUAUUGUUUAUAUAUUUCUUCAUGAACCUGGCGCUUUUAGUCCAAUUCAUUACGAAAUCAAAGAUUCAAAUGCAAAUACAAAUACAGAAACAAAUCUUCUUGGUGUAUCCGGUGUUCUUGGCUUAAAAGAUAUACUUUCAAAUUUUCGUCUUCCAGUAUCGGUUCAUGUUGUUGAUGGUUUAACUAUAUUUGAUAGUAUUAACUCAACUACGUCUGUUAGUCGAGACGAAUCAUCAAUUUCAGCAUUGACUAAGUUGCGUUUACUUAUGCCAUACGAUGAAAAUGUUGUUUUUGCUCAUCCAUUACUAUUACAUCCACAAAAAUCUCAUAAAUCAUCAUCAUCAAGUAUUAUUAUUCCUCUUUCAGUAGAUGCAGAUAUUGAAAUUCAACCAUGUGUAAAUAUGUCUCAAAUAUCCAAAACUGAAAUAUUUCAAAAACUACUUGAAAUAUGCCUCGAAAGAAUCAAACUAUAUAGAACAGAAGUAUCGCUCAUUAAUGUUCCUAUUAAACUAAAAAGCAAUAAAUAUCAACAAAGGCCAUCACUGACUAAAAAACGUUCUCAGUCUAUGUCUUAUUUCGACGAAAGACCUAACGACCAACUUCAACCGUACGAUCAAAACACAAAUAAUAACAAUCAACAGUCGAAUUAUUCAAUGUCUUUCGCAUCUGUUGAAAGUCUCGAUCGAGCUAGUACUGAAGCAUCCGAAAGGAAAUCCUCAUCAAGCGAUAAAAAAAUAAAGCCAAAACUCAAGCUGUCAGAAUAUCAUCAAAAAAUAAAUCAAGAGAAUCAGAGAAAAUUUUCUCAAGACAUGCUGGCUAAAGAAGAUGAAAUGUAUAAAGAUGUCGACAAAAUCUAUGAUUAUAUUCGUACAGGUGCUAUUAUGCAAGAAGUAGAAAUAAUUCAAGCGAAACAACAAACAGGCGACAGUACGCCUAUAAUUAAUAUUUCAAGUUCGACACCAAAAGAAUCUGAAAGACAAAACUCAUCAGAAGAUCGUAGUUUAGGAACAAUGAUCGCGCAUAGAUUUUCUCCGAAAGUAAACGUUAUUAAAACAUUUAGUAUUGGUUUUGAAGUACAAGAAACAUCUACAAACGAUGGCAAUGUUAAUGAUGAACAAGCUCGUGCUCUUUUUCUAGCAUCAAAACACCGUUUAAAACCUAAUUGA